Messenger RNA from Entamoeba nuttalli P19, 1749 nucleotides. RefSeq lists its product as hypothetical. The coding region runs from base 1 to 1749 and encodes 582 amino acids. NCBI's taxonomy places the organism in Eukaryota, Evosea, Mastigamoebida, Endamoebidae. The transcript has a single exon. The record is from RefSeq and is a predicted model, not a curated record.
AUGAAAAAAAUUGAUUACAAUGAAAUAGAAAGAUAUUAUAAAGAAUUUCUUGAAUCACCAACACAAAAAUUAACAGAAGAAAUGAGAAAAGAAAUGUUUUCAAGUAUUAAGAAUGUAAACAGAGAAGAAGGAAAAGAGAAGAAUAAAUUUACAUAUAUUAUAACACAAACAGAAAGUUUUAUAAGUGCUUCAAUAAGUUAUGUUGAUAAUAUGUUUGAUAAACACAGAUAUUUUCUUGGAUUUUAUAGAUGUUCAGAUGAUCCAAUUCAAGUAAUGAAAGGAGUUUUACAUAAAUUUAAAAUUCCACAAGAAAAUCAAUCAGUUGUAAUUGUUGAUCAACAAAAUUUAGAAAAAUAUCCAACAACAAAAGAUAAAUCAAAAGGAGAAGUAAUAAUUACUUGGUAUUCUAUGUAUCAAAAUAUUUUAAAACAAAAAUUAAGAAUUAAUUUAAAACAAUUAGACUUUACUGAUAUCACUGAAACAAAUUUAAAUGAUAAUGUAGAUGAUUUCUUUAAUUAUAUUUCUUUAUUAAAAAAUGUUGAAGGAGAUUUAUUUCAUGUUAGUAAAUUAACUAAUUGUAGUCAAUUUGAAAAAAAAGCUGGAGUAUUAAGAAAUAAUAUUAGACAUCAAUUGUUAUCAAACAAUAUUACUUGGAUUAAUAAAGCUUUGUUUUUUCAUCCUGAACAUCAUCAUUGGUUAAAAAUUAAUUUCCCAAAAGCUUUUGAUAAUAUUAUUAAGGAAUAUGAUUUAGAUAAAAAUGAAAUUGAUUUAUAUCUUCAUGACAAUGACCCUUUUAAAAGUUGGACAUUAUGGUGGAAAGAAAAAAGAAAUACAUAUCCUUCUUUAUCAAAUAUUGCUAGAGAAUUUAUUCCAAUGGAAGAUUUUCUUUUGAGUAAUCUCUAUCUCGAAAAAUAUUAUCAAAUUCAUAAUCUUUAUCAUAAAUGGUCUGUUGAUGGAAUCGGUUUUUGUUUAUUAAAAAAACAAUUCAUCAAAUUUAAAUCUUUUCUUAAUCAAAAUAUUCCUCUUUCAAAUGAAUUAAAAAGUUAUUGCUCUGCUAAUGUUCCUCAUCCUACUCCAAUACAAAUUAAUCUCCAAAAUCAAUCAAUUGUUCCUAAUCAAAAUACAAUAAAGUUAUCUUCUUCUCAUGAAUCAUAUACUCCACUUUCUAUAUCUCAUGAUUUACCUAAUCAUCUUACUCAGUCAAUUCCUCAAAAACAACAAACAAAUAUUUCUAUCACUAAACCUACUAUCCAACCUAUGUCUCUUCUUCAAAAUAUUCAACAAACACAAAUAUCUCCACAAAUAAAUAAUAAUACAUCUCUUCAAUUAUCUAUUCAACAACCAUUUUUAAAUGAAAAAGAAAAAGGUAUUACAGUAUUUAAAAAACAUUCUUUGAAUAUAGAUCCAGAAACAUCAUUAACAGAAUUACUACCAAAUAAUGAAAUUGAAAUUGAUUUAUCACUUUCUGAAGAAGAUAUUAAUCCAAAAUUACCAAAAACACCUGAAACAAUAAAAUAUUCAGAAGAGAAAAUAAAAAAAUCAUCAAAAAGAAAAGAAACAAAGAAUUGUUUAUAUAAAGAAGUAUUAGAAAAAAGAUUACAAGAUUUUAUUGAGAUAUAUAACAAAACAUUAGAUGAGAUAGUAUUAAAAAGAAUAAAAGAAGUUAAAAAAGAAAUAAAAGACACAUAUUCAAUAAUUGAUUUAACAAAAGAAAUAAAUAAAAAAGAUGAAAUUAUAGAAAUUGAUUAA